AAAUGCAGGAGAGAAUGGAAGGCAAAGGAGAUCAUGAAGCAGCAUUGGCUAUAUGGGACUGUGGCAGCCCCUUGUAUGACUCGUAUGAACUGGCCUCGGUUACUCAUUUGAUCGAGCGCCAUCUGAUGGAAUUCCCAUAUAUAGGAGGAUCGUUCAAGCGGUUCAUAGCCAAGGACGUUUGUCAUUCCUCUUCAUCCGAUAGGACCUCAGCUACUAGUACUACUACUACUACUACUACUACUACUACUACUACUACUACUACAAUGUUGGAGGCAAAUGGGUCUAAUUCAAUGGAGGAAAGCCAAAUAUUGGGGAUCAAGAAGAUGUGGAAGAGGAAGGAUGGAGGGAAAAAAGACAAGACCAAGGAAAUGAAGACUGCUGGAUUUUUCGGCCUUUACAGGAGGCUUGGUCUCUGGAGGAAGAAGCAUUGCAGGUGA
Molecule: messenger RNA, 437 nt
Organism: Argentina anserina (silverweed cinquefoil)
Lineage: Eukaryota; Viridiplantae; Streptophyta; Magnoliopsida; Rosales; Rosaceae
Exons: 1
Coding region: 3-437 (144 amino acids)
Source: RefSeq, a predicted model, not a curated record